GUACGGAAAUACCUUCCUUUCAUCAUCGUUCUCAACUUUGCUAUGUUUAAUAAAUUUGUUCCAUUUUAUUAUCAUUAUGUGUUCGCUAUUCUUUUGAAACGGUAGUCGUAACGCGUAACUACUUAUUUUUUUUAUACAAUGAUUUCGUAUCGUUUCUGUAUUUGAAACAAAUUAUUAAAAAUAAUAACAUAGUGUAGUGAAAUUAGUGAACAAACAAAAUGAGUGCCAACAAGGAAUUUGAAACGAAGUUUCCCGAAGACGAGAAUACGGACUCUGGUUUCUUGUCUGGAGAACAGCUGUUCUCUGGUGAAUUAAAUAGCGGUGCAGUGGAUUGUGGUGAUGAAAAAAAAGUGCAUAGUUCUAGUGCAGACACGAACCUUGACAGUGGGGUAGUGUGUUUAACGGAAAGUUUAUCAAAUUUGGAUUUGGAUGUGACACCCACGGCGCUACCGCCACAUGUAGAUGUUAAAGACAUUACCUCAUUAUUAUACUUCCAACAGGACGAUGACGGAGAUUCAACGUUACACGUGGCCGCUGUUCACGGUUGCGAGAAAUCCGUCAGCAUGCUCAUCAAAUUGUGCCCAGAGAAGUCGUGGCUUGACUUGACGAAUGACUACGGACACACUGCUCUCCAUCUGGCAGUGAUGAGCGGCUUUCCAGUAGUCACGAGGAUGCUAGUGCUGGCUGGAGCGUCGUUGGGGGCGAGAGACCGAUCGGGCAAAACACCUUUACACAUAGCCACCGAAACGAAUCAAUUGGAGUGCCUCAAAGCCCUCCUGCAACCAGUCAAAGAACACCCAACUAGAAAAAUGUCGACAAUAUUAAAUCAGAAAAAUUAUAAUGGUCAGACAUGCGUCCACGUUGCAGCUAAGCUUGGACACAUCAAGACACUACAGACGCUGGUCUACUACGGCGCAGAUAUCAAUGUUAGAGAAGGACUAGCGGGUUGGACGCCGCUGCACAUCGCGGCGCGGCGCGGCGACGCGCGGCUGGCGCAGUACCUUCUGGAUCAGUGCGCGGGCGUGGCGAGGGCCGCUCGCGACUUCGCGGGCCGCACCGCCCGCCGGCUCGCGCGCCGCACGUCCGCCGCGCGGGUGUUCGCCGCGCACCCCGCCGACGACUCCGACACCGACACCGAUGACGAUGAUGAUAUGUAUGACAGCGACAACGAGAGCCUAUUUGAUAAGCUGCGCGAUAGCCUCAACCCCAUAAACGUCGCCUAAUCACCCACACUACCAGCUAAUUAGAAAGCCUACCGAGGAACGCCGCGAAUGAAGAACACCGCGUCGGCACAGUCGACACCGUUCCGUUGCCUCAUCCAUACGGUUCCAGAGCCAAAAUGGAACCCUUAAUUAUAUGUGUGUAUAGUAAAUCAAGUACUAGUGAACUACGUUGGACGAAUGGAUUAUUCUGUAAUAUACCCGUAGUGAUGUAACUGUACCGAAUGAAUGUGCGAGUGUCCAUGACAAGUGUGGCCGAGAUGGGGAAUUAUUAUAAAUUCAUUUUGUACCGUUUAUUGAACCCAAUAAGUGUUGUGAUUUUUUUUUUACACAACCGAAUUGAAUCACAUCGAAUAAAUUUCAAAUGUUACUUUAAA
This is a messenger RNA of Galleria mellonella (greater wax moth), 1597 nucleotides long. RefSeq names its product NF-kappa-B inhibitor cactus (gene cact). The record is from RefSeq and is a predicted model, not a curated record. The transcript is spliced from 5 exons. Gene Ontology annotation, molecular function: protein binding. The coding region runs from base 219 to 1223 and encodes 334 amino acids. NCBI's taxonomy places the organism in Eukaryota, Metazoa, Arthropoda, Insecta, Lepidoptera, Pyralidae.